Messenger RNA from Podospora anserina S mat+, 897 nucleotides. RefSeq lists its product as uncharacterized. The annotation marks the transcript as partial. Gene Ontology annotation, biological process: calcium ion import across plasma membrane. NCBI's taxonomy places the organism in Eukaryota, Fungi, Ascomycota, Sordariomycetes, Sordariales, Podosporaceae. Gene Ontology annotation, molecular function: calcium channel activity. The transcript has a single exon. The record is from RefSeq and is a predicted model, not a curated record.
AUGAACUUUUGCCAAUCAUCGAGGGGAUACUUUUGCUGCGCGAUGCACCUGAGCCCGUUGCAGUCACGGUUGGCGGCUUCGGUUGCUGCGUCUUGCUUGUUGGUUUUGUUGUAUUGGAGCCUCUUUUCGCCGCACUUUGCCGUUGCCGAGCUCGACCGGCCGCCGCGGCUGUUACCGAUUGUAUUCGAUGACGACCUCGAUUUUACGCCCAACCUCCCGGCGGGCGGGCCGAUGUAUGAGCCGGAUUUCAUAGGGUUCGACAGGAGCAUCAUUGGGCGGGCAGCGGACGGGUUGUUGAAGCUGGAGAACACGGACCCUACGCCUAUGGACUUGGAGGAGGGGAGCACGACGAGGUUUUGGUUUCCUUUGGCGGUUCUUGCUGGGCGGGAAGGGGGGGGGGGGUUGGAGUUGAGAGGUGAGGGUGAAGGUGAACAAGAAGAGGAGGGGCUGUUGGGAGAGAGGCAGGCUUCCAGCAGGACGAUCUACAUCUCGGUCAACACUUGCAAACAACCGACUGCUCUCGAACCGGACAAGACGAAAGAGAUGGAACCGCCGCAGUUGACGCUUUUUGUGUCAAAGUCGGCCGAGUAUCAGGCUCCCGGACCGUUGGCGGACAUGUCGACUCAGCAUAUGUUGCCGUUUGUGGAGGGGGCUGUCAAUUUCAACUUCACGGCCACGGAGGAUGUUUACAUUGCGGUUCACGCGCCGAACGUGUCGGAUGUUUUUGAGGGGAAAUACAACUUUGAGAUUGCGGUCUCGGGGGAGGGGUAUUACUUUGCGUAUAACGAUCAGGAUGACACGGAUCUCAUCUGGGUGGAUAGUGACUCCCAGGGGGCCCUGCUGAUCACGCACCUUCAAUGGAAAGGUCAGUCUCUCCUAGAACAGGCGCUCCCCAAC